Odontomachus brunneus is the source of this 3683-nucleotide messenger RNA. RefSeq names its product microtubule-associated protein RP/EB family member 1 (gene Eb1). Gene Ontology annotation, biological process: protein localization to microtubule plus-end; regulation of microtubule polymerization or depolymerization; spindle assembly. The transcript is spliced from 8 exons. Gene Ontology annotation, molecular function: microtubule plus-end binding. Gene Ontology annotation, cellular component: microtubule organizing center; cytoplasmic microtubule; microtubule plus-end. Lineage: Eukaryota; Metazoa; Arthropoda; Insecta; Hymenoptera; Formicidae. The coding region runs from base 368 to 1486 and encodes 372 amino acids. The record is from RefSeq and is a predicted model, not a curated record.
UUAUCACCGGUUGUCGUCUCGCGACAGUCUUCUCUCUCAUCGAGUUACAUCGUGUCUCGCAUUGUGACGGCGAAAUUUUCGUUCACGUUUUCGCACACCUGUCUCAUGCUGUGAACGGUCUUUGAAACAAUCGGCAACGAUCUCACCGCGUCGUGAAAAUCGAACAUAUACACCGUCCACGGCGGUGCGUGUGGAGCGGCGCGCGCGGCGCCACGCCGGCCAAUCGCACUCGGGCGAAACCGUUAGAAGUUUCCGUUGUGUGUGCGCGUUUGAACGAUCUAGUGCACAUUUGUCAUCUGGGUGCGCGAACCACUCCCGCUGGUCGUUAGCGUGUUUUCGCGAAUUUUGUUAGAACAAACCGAGCAACAUGGCUGUUAAUGUGUACGCCACAAACAUGACAUCCGACAACCUUAGUCGCCAUGACAUGUUGGCCUGGGUAAAUGACUGUCUCCAGUCAUCGUUCACCAAGAUCGAAGAGCUAUGUACCGGAGCAGUCUACUGCCAGUUUAUGGACAUGCUGUUUCCUGGCAGUGUACCUUUGAAAAGAGUGAAAUUCAAGACUAACUUGGAACAUGAAUAUAUACAGAAUUUCAAAAUUCUUCAAGGUGGCUUCAAAAAGAUGAAUGUGGAUAAGGUAAUACCAGUGGACAAGCUGAUAAAAGGGCGCUUUCAAGACAACUUUGAGUUUCUGCAGUGGUUCAAAAAGUUUUUCGACGCGAAUUACGAUGGUCGCGAGUACGAGGCUUACGAAGCGCGUGGCUGCAUACCGCUAGGUUCCGGCGUCGACGGAACGCAUAAUCUGUCGAAUCCCCAGUUGGUGCCAUUGCCACCGCAAUCGAAGCAGCCGCAAAUACAACAAAAACACAUACAGCAACGUAACAGUAUUGUACCAAUUGAUAGGCUGGUGAAAGGCAGGUUCCAAGACAACUUUGAGUUUUUGCAAUGGUUCAAGAAGUUCUUUGACGCAAACUACUCGGGAGCAGAGCCGUACGAUGCGCUUGCAAUGCGAGGAGGGGAGCCUAUGGGUAGUGGUGGAAGUAAUGCACCCCGUGGUUCUAACGUGAAACGUACUUCUCCACGUGAAACAGUAACUUCGACUAAAUCUGCUGCCCCUCGUACUGGUGAGGGACACCCAUCUUCGAUGCGCGCAGAUAGUGCAAACACAUUAGUAAAUAAAGCUCAACCGUAUCGUGCGCCGCCCAAGACUACAGCAGUCGGUAGUCGUGGUGACACCGGAAAAAUCGAGGAACUUAGCGCACAGUUGGUUGAGUUGAAAAUGUCGGUCGAAGGCCUGGAGAAGGAGAGGGACUUCUAUUUCGGGAAAUUACGCGACAUAGAGGUGAUGUGCCAAGACUGCGACAACGGCGAUCCACCACCUAUUGUACAGAAAAUAUUAGAAGUCCUUUAUGCAACGGAGGACGGUUUUGCACCACCCGAGGAAUUGGAAGGUGACGGACUCGCACCCGACGACGAGGAGGAAUAUUAACUUUUUUUAUUUACGGAUGUAAUCGAAAAGAACAACAGCAAAUUAUCCAAGUGCGUUUCAGUUUAUCAUGUCUGUAUAAGCCAGUGCCGGUACCCCUGCAUAAUUAUUAAGCUACUUUAUAUAGCAAAUUCAUCAGGUAGAGCAGACUGUGCGUUCGUUCAGUUGAUGAAAUUCACCGAGAUCAUUAAGAUUCGCACGGCAUUAGAAUAGAAAUAAGUCGUGUAGUGCACUUGAAUAACUUGUUCUUUAUGGUCGUUGACGAAAGAGAGAGAGGGAGAGAGAGAGAGGGAGCAGGGAAGAGAAGGGGAGAGGGAGGAGAAAGAAUAAGGAAAGAAGGAAAUCGAUUAGUAAUCUUUUACAAGUUAUUACAAUUCUUUAUAGUGUUACAAACGAUAGAGUUCCGAAGACCAAUGGCUCUCGAGUUGUCGCAAAUUCGUGGAUACCGAUAUCUAUUAAAGUUAUCCGCAUCCAUAUUGUUACGCAACAGCGAUUUACGUUACACAUCUUUUUUUAAUGCGUGAGUGUUUUGUUUGUAAAUGUAUUAAGUUUGUCGAGUCAACUCGAAACUCCCGUCAAUCAGUUUUGCCUUCUAAGAGCUAUUCGUAGCUUCUAUCUGAAAUGAUAUACCCGCUGAGACAGAGCUGCUCGAUCUGUUCAAGUCGUUAUCUACGUGCAAUGUAAGUAGCCGCGCGCAGCGCGCACUCGAUGAUUCUUGCGCGAAAUAGUAGAUUCUCCUGUCAGCGAAACAAUUCAUGUGCCGUCUAUCAUGUUAGUAAUUAAAAUUCAAUUCCGCUUAUUGACAUUCUAAUCUGUGUCUCAUCGCGGAAAAAAAAGAAGAAAAAAAAGAGAAAAUAAACAUGCUGCAUAAUACAUCCGUAGGGAUACGAACACCCGAGCAUACUCUAAUUUUGGCAAAUUAGACAGUGUGCGCUUCGUGAGAGCAUAUUGUGAGACAGAAUGGUACGCUUAUGCAUCGAUCACUGAAUUGUAAGAUUAUGUGAAAGACUAAUUAAAGUUAGAACUCGAUGUAUCGAAAGAUCCGUUUAUAUUGACAUGUUUAUCCCGUACAAAUCGAUUCUAGACAAGGAACGCUCGCAUCUCGACGAUAGUCUCGCGAAUAAGAAUGGCCUUAAAUCUAUGAGAAUUGAAUUUGAAUUUGAGACUUUGGAGAACGUACUCUGAAUUGAGUGCGAGUGAGCGCGAAGCGUUUCUUCAAUUUAUUUCGGGGAAGAAAGUAACGACAACUACGUGACUAUAUUCCUUAAGACACCUGGCUACUCUCCGCGGAAUUCUCGAUCGAUAACGUCGGAAGCGAGGAUGACAAUGCAUACCCAAAAUUUUCUUAUGACGUACGUCAAAAUAAAGAGAUAUAUCCAAAGGAUCGCAAUCGAUUAAGCACAAUUCUAAAGUCGACACUUUUGCUCUAACAAUCAAUAAGUAAUUGUAAAAUUAACGUAACAAAAUAAUGAGGAAAUGAAAGUUCACAAGGAAAGUUGCACAUCACGUUAAUUUUAUGAUUAUUAACUGUUGAAGCAAAAGUCCAUAGUAUUUUAGAGAUACGCUCAAUCGAUUGUAAGUAUAAUUUUUUAAAUAUAUUUCUUUAUAUCUUUUUACUUCGAUAUACUUUGUAGAAAUUUUGGGUAUAUAUGCAUUUCCUCGCUUCUGACGUUAUCAAUCGAAGCAGUUCCGCAGCGAGUAGCCAGGAGCCUAAAGCCACUUUGAUAAGGGGAAACGAAAAGAAGAAAAAAAAAUUGUAAAAUUGUACGUUUCAAGAGAGCGGACGAGUGAAAGACAACGAGCGAAAGGAUUUACGACAUGUAGACGUCCUGUGAGCGCUUAUGUGUGGCGUGUGUAUGUGUGUAUGCGUGUAUGUAUGUGUGUGUAUGUGUUGUGUGUGAGUUCGCACGCAUGUGCUUUUAGUUACCGGUCUCGACGAUACGAAAUGAGGCCGAUUAUCGAUCGUAGGCACAUAAAAAUCAGAUUAAUACUAAGCGAAAAGAGCGUGGAUAAUCGUGAGUAAUCGUUUGGCUAGAAUGUAAUUUGCACUACGUACGCGACUCUACUAAGUUUCCGGCAAAGUGGGACACAGUUUGGCUUGCGCUCCGUUCGUCGCUCUGUACGCGCGCAUAUGUGCUUCGAAAUUUGAAAUUUUAAUGCCGAUGUAAUAAAUGUUUAAUAAAAUCCACCUGAACGCAAA